Messenger RNA from Nestor notabilis (Kea), 1456 nucleotides. Its product is annotated as sclerostin domain-containing protein 1-like. NCBI's taxonomy places the organism in Eukaryota, Metazoa, Chordata, Aves, Psittaciformes, Psittacidae. Gene Ontology annotation, biological process: negative regulation of Wnt signaling pathway; negative regulation of BMP signaling pathway. The transcript is spliced from 2 exons. Gene Ontology annotation, molecular function: BMP binding. The record is from RefSeq and is a predicted model, not a curated record. Bases 1 to 528 code for a protein of 175 amino acids.
AUGGAAUCUUUCCUGAAAGGCAGGCAGGACAACAGCCCUGCAAACAGCUCCUUGGAGCAGCCUGCAGAUGUACAGUCCCCCAGAUUGCCCAUCCUGGGACGCAGCGGACAGGAUCGUGUUCAAGUUGGCUGUCGGGAACUGAGAUCCACCAAGUACAUUUCCGAUGGCCAGUGCACCAGCAUCAACCCACUGAAGGAGCUGGUGUGUGCUGGUGAAUGCCUCCCUUUGCCGCUGCUCCCCAACUGGAUUGGAGGAGGUUAUGGAACCAAGUACUGGAGCAGGCGGAGCUCACAAGAGUGGAGAUGUGUCAAUGACAAAACUCGCACCCAGAGGAUCCAGCUUCAGUGCCAGGACGGAAGUAUAAGAACCUACAAAAUAACUGUGGUCACGGCCUGCAAGUGCAAGCGAUACACCAGGCAGCACAACGAGUCCAGCCACAACUUUGAGGGAACCUCUCAAGCAAAACCUAUCCAGCAUCACAAAGAGCGGAAAAGAGCCACUAAAUCCAGCAAACAUAGCACAAGUUAGAAGUCAGACAUUCUCUCCUCACUCAUCUCCCUCUCCUUGUGCCAAAAUUGAACUCACCUAUAACCAUUUGCUUUACCAUUCUGACUGCUUAAAGACAAGUCUGCCAUUGCUGUGUUCAGUUGAUACUACAUGCUUAUUGCUUUGACCAAAAUCAGAAGGGCAUUCUCAGCAUAUGGACCUUUUGGGUGAUUUUCCGAACACUCAAGAUGGGAAUGACACAAGCCUUCCAAACCCACACAAUGAACUUUUAUGUUUUCUCCAGUCAUGGAGGCAAAGAAACUUUGCCAUGAAUAUUCACUGAAGUCUAUUUUGUAAAAAGAUGCUUUGUUGUGUGUUUUCAUGAGAACAGUUAUCAUGUCUAUUGCCUUCUCUAUCAUGUUUUAUGAACUUCUGAAAACAGCUUAAAAAUACAACACCUAGUAUGUGCUUUGAGAUUCAUUCUAAACAAAAAUGCCUUGCAUGCUGACCUUUCUCUUAUCAGUACCUUUCUCUUUCUCAGUAUACCAAAAAUUAAAAUAUGCAUGGCAGCAAUCAAAAAGCAAAGCUGAACAAACUAUUUAUUUGUUGUUGUAAUUAUUUAAUGAGCUUUUAUGUGUGUUAUUUCCCUCCAGAACGUUCUUAUGUUUAUAGCUUUUGUCAUGUAUCAAAGUAUUUUUCUAUGAUUUGUGGCUGGAUUAGAACAUACAUUUUGUAGAUAAUGUAAAAUAGACAUUUUAGCAUUCUUGGUAUAUAUAUUUCCAUUUUGAACAUCCAUAGCUUUAGGUGUUAUUUUGAAGUAGCAACAUAAAAAUCAUUGGUUUGUUUUUUCUUUUUCACUCUACACUCUGUAUUAUUUUUGUUUACAAGUGUGCAAUCAAAAGACAGAUCUGGUGACUUCCUGUCAAAUCCAUUGUUUGUUUCAUUUUGGCUUUUUUACAAGAAUAAACAC